AUGCGUCGAUUGUCGAGAUUGCCAGUGGAUCAUACAAGCCCCAAAAGCCCGGGUUCCCAAGCUGUAUGCGAGACUAAGUUUUACCUCCCCUCGUUUCAUUUCAACCUGAUUGGAGGGCUUCUCUCGCAGUCACGCUCUUGUUUCUACGCUCAAAUGCGUGCACCGGGGGCGUGUCUCUCGGGUGGGAUUCGGGCUGAACUGGCUUGGCACCACAAGCCCCAAUGGCGAAUCGAUCAGGCCCCGGUACCUUUAUGCCUUGAGUGUCAACCCUGA
This is a messenger RNA of Protopolystoma xenopodis, 273 nucleotides long. The record is from the annotation of a GenBank genome assembly. Lineage: Eukaryota; Metazoa; Platyhelminthes; Monogenea; Polystomatidea; Polystomatidae.